CACCGGCGCGUGAGACGUGGCCGCAUGAUUUCCUCCUCCCACGUUUCGCUGGUCAUUUUUUGUCGUCCUCGCGAUUGCGAUCCAUCCCGUCCAGUACAUUUCCUUGAGUCUUUGUCCUGCUUCGUCUUGUUGAGGAGAUCCUUAGAAACAGUUAUUGUUGGUUCGACGUUCCUCGGGCGAUACCCUUCCUCAAAGACAGCCUUGCCAAAACGCGGAUCGUUUCCGAGUUACAUUGCAUACCCUCACCCUCACCCAUAACUCCCCAUCGGGAUCGUAGCUAUGAGUCAGUUUGGCGAUUUCGGAUCGUUGUGCUCUCAGGUUCCAUCGUAUACCUGGUGCAAUCUCUUCUACCGUCAGGUACUUCCCGAGCAUCCCAAAAUUCUCACUGGUUUAUCUGCAAAUGCUACUUCUGCGCCGGUCGGUGUUAACCCGGUAUGCGGUAUACCGAGAGUCAACACAGACGGAUCGCUGGGAAACAUAGCAGAUAUCAUCGCUUGUGGCCUUAGUAUAUUCGUCGUCGCUGCAAUAAUCAUUCACGCUGGCCGGAGACAGGCUGCAGUCGGACGAACGGAAAUACGAAUACUCUUCUUCAUAUACCUCGCAACACUACCACUCCAGCUUUUGACGACGGGCUCUCUCCUCGAGCAGGGCUCUACAGCUUUAGUUGCGCUUACUGCCUUACAUGCAGGCCUUGUUGCUACGUUGUUCUGGUGGUUGCUGGGCAAUGCCAUCGUAGCAACCCAGGUCGUGGAAGAUGGCACUCUUAGCUCUAUCAUACCCUUAUCCAUUAUCGGCGUCUUCUUCUUCGUCGCAACAACAUAUAUCUCGUUUGAUGUCGCUCUCACCCUCACGCACACUUUUGGGCCGUCGAACCCACCAGAAGCGCUUGCCAGUAUACCACUUUUCGUACUGACGAGUAUAUGGCCCGGGGUCGCCGCUGUUAUCUACCUCGGCCUCAUGCUCUACAUAGUGAUCGGCGUGCUCAACGAGAUCCGUCCUGUAUGGUACUACGUCAUAUCGGCCAUUCUCUUCGUCCUCAGCCAGCUUGCCUACUUCCUUUUGAGCAAGGUGAUAUGUCAAGUGAGUGAUGCCUCACACGCUCCCGGUUUUUCACGACUUGCCUAAUCACUACUUGAUAGGGUUCAUCUGCAAAGGUAGAUGGUUCUUUCAUAGCAACCCUUCUUGAAACUGCCACCGUCGUUGUACUCUAUGUUGCGUGGCGGAGCAUCACGGAAGAGGACUGGGACAACGAUGCCU
Messenger RNA from Pisolithus orientalis, 1257 nucleotides. Its product is annotated as chitin synthase III catalytic subunit. Gene Ontology annotation, biological process: protein folding. The transcript is spliced from 7 exons. Lineage: Eukaryota; Fungi; Basidiomycota; Agaricomycetes; Boletales; Pisolithaceae. Bases 280 to 1125 code for a protein of 281 amino acids. The record is from RefSeq and is a predicted model, not a curated record. Gene Ontology annotation, cellular component: endoplasmic reticulum membrane.